This is a messenger RNA of Penicillium longicatenatum, 1182 nucleotides long. RefSeq names its product fungal specific transcription factor domain-containing protein. The coding region runs from base 1 to 1182 and encodes 393 amino acids. Lineage: Eukaryota; Fungi; Ascomycota; Eurotiomycetes; Eurotiales; Aspergillaceae. Gene Ontology annotation, biological process: DNA-templated transcription. Gene Ontology annotation, cellular component: nucleus. The record is from RefSeq and is a predicted model, not a curated record. Gene Ontology annotation, molecular function: zinc ion binding; DNA binding. The transcript is spliced from 3 exons.
AUGGGCCAAUUUGUGGAUGAUAUCACCGCCAGAUAUUUUCGCGGCAUCCAUUCGUUUAUCCCGAUCAUCUCGCGUCCCCGUUUCCAUGAGCAGCUUGUCAAAUGUGGAGCACCGCCUCUGGCCGGUUUCUCAAUUUUAUUGUUGAGUAUGGGCCUGAUCACCUAUCACCCAGAGCUGGUUCAACAGGUAUCCGAACCUCUUGACAUGACAACACUUUACGUAACUACAAAAACACUCUUUGCUCAGGUACAGGCAUCUUCUCCACCAUCAUUGCAUCUCAUUCAAGCGAGUACAAUCAUUGCUGCGUACGAGUAUGCAAUUGGCAAAUUCCAUGAUGCGUUUACAACUAUUGGCAUCUGCGCAAGAAUGGGUUAUACAUCCCGUCUCCAUCUAGCGAACCCAAACGCAGGAAUGGACCGCAAUACCUAUCUACAAGCCGAAGAGGAAAGUAACACAUGGUGGGGAAUUGUCGCCUGUGAAAGGAUAUUUUACUGUGAGAUAGCGGAAUCUCAACAGCCUUUUGCAAUGCGGGUGCCUCCCCGAGAAGCUCGGCUUCCAACGGAGCCAACGUUAGCGUCUUUUGCAGUAUCUAAGUCCAGAUCUCCUCUAAACGAACCCAUUGCAACUGAAACCACAGGUGGCUUUGCAUGUAUGGCACAGGCAACCUGGCUCCUGGAUGAGGUUUUUAAAGCAAUGGAGGUAACAGAUCUAGAUGCAAGAUUAACUCAACUUGACGGGCUUGAUCAUACUCUUCGCACCGUCCUGACUGUGGUCAUGAAUAGAGACCAAGGGGCCUGGGGUUCAUUUUGCGCUGCCAAUGCGAUGAUUAUUAGUAGGGCUCUUUUCAUUCUUCAUGGGGAGAUUUUGCACCAAGUAGCACACAUGGGGGCCUGUAAGCGCAAAUCCCCAGAGCAAUGGCUGAACAGCUCCCGUGCUGCCCUGGACUCGAUUACGAAGAUGGUACAGGAUAUUGCAAUAAUUCACAGCGAGGUUUCAGCUCUCUCCAAUCUGGAUACGUUGCCUCCAAGCUGUGCAUUUAUUACUCGUGCCGCACUUCGGCAUAUAGAUGGCACUGGACUCAAUGGCGAUCAGUGGGAUGGUGCUAGGACUAGGGAGAAGCUUCAGAUGUCCUGGGAGAAAUUUAAUCAUCGUUGGAAUGCUGUACCUAAGUAUAAUGGCUAG